CAUCAUAUCUUCUCUUCACAAACGCAAACAUCAAAACCCAAACCCCCAAAUUGCCAAAUCCCGAUAAUUAGGGUUCGUUCAAUCUUUUCGGAUUCUCUUUUUAAUCAUCAAUUAAAUCCCAGUUCGGCAGAAUUUUAGUGUUUCAAUCCAUUAUAUAUUCAUCGCCUUAACCUUGGAAUUCAAGGGUCCCAAAAUUCGUUGUCGUCUCUGUGUCAUUUCCAGUAUCUUUAUUGUCUGUUUACCGUGGGGCGUAAUUCAUGGCUUCAGAGGGGAAAGUUUCGUAUGCGUCCCUGUCUAAUAUGGAAAAGGCGAAUACCAAGUUUUCUUAUGUAGAUGAUUUUGAUGACACUCCCUGGCCACCGCAAGAAGGCCAUAAUGCGGAGGUGUUGAAUCAUAAAGUGUCAUAUCCAAAUCCGCUUGAUUCUGAUGAUUUUAUGGAUCGAGGUUAUGACUCGGGUGAGGAUCAGUACCCACCGGUGUCGAGAAAUGGCCCACCUGAGGUGAACUUGAAAAAUGUUAUGGGUGGGAUAUUUGCCAUUCUUACUGGACGGAAUAAAGAUCAUUCUGCUGUAAGAGGUCUCCCUCAGUUGCCAAGUUCUAAUGUAUCAUUCCUUGGAUCUGCAAAGGAUGGAGAAACAGUCUUGCAUUCUUCAGUUUACAUUCCGAGUGCUCCCCCACUUCUUGAGCAGAAUGCUUUCAAUUAUAAUGCUUACAAAGAUGUCCUGGAGGCUGAACCACCGGAAUGGCUUCCAGACAGCUCGACAACAGUUUGCAUGCAAUGCACUGCUCCCUUUACAGCUUUGACUCGUGGUAGACACCAUUGUCGCUUUUGUGGAGGCAUCUUUUGUAGGGUGUGCUCAAAAGGGAGGUGUUUAUUGCCUGCCAAGUUUAGGGAAAGGAAUCCGCAGAGGGUGUGUGACACUUGCUAUGAUAGGCUUGAUCCAUUGCAAGCUGUAUUGAUCAAUACCAUCAGCAAUGCUUCCCAGGUUGCAAAGCAUGAUGUGAUGGAUUGGACUUGCUCGAGAGGGUGGUUAAAUCUUCCUGUGGGGUUGUCCAUGGAGCAUGAAAUAUACAAGUCGACCAAUACAUUGAGGAACUUUUCGCAGGUGGCUAGGUUGAACCCGGAGAAGUCCAUCCCUGCGGCUGUUUUGAAAGGAGCAAGAGGAUUGGCAAUCUUAACAGUUGCUAAAGCUGGUGUGUUACUUUCUUAUAAACUUGGGACUGGCUUGGUUGUUGCCCGGCGAUCAGAUGGGUCAUGGUCGGCACCAUCUGCCAUUCUCUCUGCUGGUUUGGGAUGGGGUGCACAGGUCGGGGGUGAACUCAUGGAUUUCAUAAUUGUGCUGCACAACACCAAAGCUGUGAAAACAUUUUGCAGUCGCAUGCAUUUUUCUCUUGGUGCUGGUUGCAGUGCUGCUGCUGGACCAAUUGGGAGAGUUGUUGAGGCAGAUCUACGAGCUGGAGAUAAAGGGUCCGGCAUGUGCUAUACUUACAGUUGUAGUAAAGGUGCAUUUGUGGGGGUCUCGCUCGAAGGGAACGCUGUUGCAACAAGAAUGGACGCAAACCUUCAUUUCUACGGCGAUCCAUACCUAACCACAGCUGAUAUCCUUCUUGGAAGUGUGGAUAGGCCAAAGGCUGCAGAACCAUUGUAUGCUGCUCUCAGAGACCUUUACUCCAAGCUGUGAAGCGCUAGUCCUUGCCCGGGCCGGUUCGCGUAUAGUAUAGUGCUUGCUGGUGACAUGUACAUAUCAGAUGCUUAUAUUUUGUUCAUCUACAUUUAAAAAAUGCUCAUAAACUUGUACAUAAAUUGGUUUAUGUUACUAGUCACAUACUUGAAGUACUACUCUUCUCCUAAAAUAUAUAUGAAGAUUUCUACUAUUAUUUUUA
Messenger RNA from Salvia hispanica, 1884 nucleotides. RefSeq names its product RING/FYVE/PHD-type zinc finger family protein. The record is from RefSeq and is a predicted model, not a curated record. Lineage: Eukaryota; Viridiplantae; Streptophyta; Magnoliopsida; Lamiales; Lamiaceae. Gene Ontology annotation, molecular function: metal ion binding; phosphatidylinositol binding.